AUGGGACACUUGCAGCUACGUUUCUCAUAUGCUCCUGAGAAGGCAUCAAUUGUUAUGCAGCAUCUUCCUAACCUUAGGAAGAUGCCUUUUUAUGAUUUUCAACAUAGACCGGCCCAUUUAUGUAUUCGCGAAAGCAGUAAAGACUGGGUUUUGCCCCGAAUGCAAAAUCCGCCCCAUGCAUUGAUUCUUGUUCAGUCCGACGAACUGGCCUACCAAAAUUUGCACAGUGUUACUAAUAAACAAAAGGAGGUUUCAUUUGAAAAAACUGUGCGGUUUCAUCAUUUACAUGCUUCUCGUCCCAAUUUUAAACGCAUUUGGGUUGCGAUUGGACGCUUUUUGUCAUAG
This is a messenger RNA of Funneliformis mosseae, 345 nucleotides long. The record is from the annotation of a GenBank genome assembly. NCBI's taxonomy places the organism in Eukaryota, Fungi, Glomeromycota, Glomeromycetes, Glomerales, Glomeraceae.